This is a messenger RNA of Tachysurus vachellii, 1138 nucleotides long. It is a transcript of the gene mibp2, whose product is annotated as muscle-specific beta 1 integrin binding protein 2. The record is from RefSeq and is a predicted model, not a curated record. The coding region runs from base 204 to 842 and encodes 212 amino acids. NCBI's taxonomy places the organism in Eukaryota, Metazoa, Chordata, Actinopteri, Siluriformes, Bagridae. The transcript has 8 exons. Gene Ontology annotation, cellular component: cytoplasm.
GUGUGAGAGUCUCUCUCUCUCUCGGUGAACGCUCUCGAAGCAGCAGCACGCGCACAGACACCGAGUUUCUCACCAAUCAACAUGGACGAGUCGUGUAGCUGACGGUCUGCCUUUUACCUCCAUAAACACCGCCUCUUUAUGUGUCUGAGCGAAUAAACAUCUGGUAAACAAACAUCUGGUAAACAAACAUCUGGAAAACAAACAUGAAGCUCAUCAUCGGUAUCGGAGGGGUAACUAACGGGGGUAAAACUACCCUGACUGACCGUUUGUGCCACAACCUGCCCAACUGCUGUGUGGUUCAUCAGGACGACUUCUUCAAGCCCCAGGAUGAGAUCCAAGUCGGGGAGGAUGGCUUUAAGCAGUAUGAUGUGAUCACAGCUUUGGACAUGGACGCCAUGAUGAGCACCAUCUACGCCUGGCAGGAGAACCCGGUGAAGUUUGAGCGCUCCCACGGUGUGGACAGCACGCUGGACCGUGAGAUCCUGCCUCGUUCCGGAGAGGACGAGGAUGAGGGCGUGCACAUCCUCAUUGUGGAAGGGUUUCUGCUCUACACCUACAGUCCUCUGAUUGACGUGUUUGACCAGCGGUUCUUUAUUUCCAUCCCAUAUGAAGAAUGCAAAAAGAGGAGGUGCUCGAGGAACUAUGCCGUGCCGGACCCUCCAGGUCUGUUCGAUGGUCACGUCUGGCCGAUGUACGUCAAACACAAGAAGCAGAUGGAAGACAUGGGAGUGGAUGUUGAACAACUUGACGGAACUCUGUCGAAGGAGCAGCUGUUUAACUCGGUGUACGGAGACAUCAUCAACAACAUCCAGAACCUGAUGAGGUCUGUUGAUCAGCACUAAGCCACAAAAGGAGGAAUACAAAGCCAUCUCUGCUGCAGGAGUGUGUGUGUGUGUGUGUGCGAGUGAGUUAGUGUGGUGCGAGUGUGGUGUGUGAGCGAGUUAGUGUGGUGCGAGUGUGUGUGUGAGUUUGUGUGGUGUGUGUGUUCGAGUGUGCACAAGUGUGUGUGGUCUCAGACUGGCUCUGCAUUGACUGUUACCUGCUUUAGCUCUUUUAUACCUUUUGGUACAUCCUCCAUAUUUAUUAGCUGUAAUAACAAAGUGAGUUCCACUCCGUAUUAAAGACAUCACUCCUACAA